This is a messenger RNA of Gossypium raimondii (Peruvian cotton), 600 nucleotides long. RefSeq lists its product as uncharacterized. The record is from RefSeq and is a predicted model, not a curated record. Bases 1 to 600 code for a protein of 199 amino acids. The transcript is spliced from 2 exons. NCBI's taxonomy places the organism in Eukaryota, Viridiplantae, Streptophyta, Magnoliopsida, Malvales, Malvaceae.
AUGCGAGAGUUCUUGAUGGCUGUUGAAUUUGUUGCAUCUAAGGAUGAUAAUUCUCUCUUCAUUCAGCAAGAAGGGCCUCAUUUUCUCUAUGUCCUCGUAUAUGUUGAUGAUAUAAUAGUCACUGGCACCAACUCUCUUGCUAUUGAUAGUUUUGUCAAGGAUCUUGAUGUUCAUUUUUCCUUGAAAGACUUGGGCCACUUGAACUAUUUUCUUGGAAUCAAGGUAACACACACUCCGCAUGGAAACCCAAUAGAGGAUGAACGUUUGUUGAGAAGAAUUGUGGGUGCCUUACAAUAUGUAGUCAUAAUAAGGCCAAAUAUUGCCUUCUCGGUCAACAAGGUAUGUCAGUAUAUGCACAAGCCUUUAGAUACACAUUUCAAGGUUGUCAAACAGAUUUCAAGAUACCUACAAAGGACACUAGAGUAUACUCGUAAUUCAAAACUUCUUCUCGAAGGCUAUUUUGAUGAGAGUUGGGGUUCAGACAUUGAUGACCGCCGAUCUACUUCUGGCUUUUGUGUCUUUCUUGGUGGGAAUUCGAUUUCUUGGAGUUCCAAGAAGCAACAAGUGGUUUUGAGAUCCACAGCAGAGGCCGAAUAUUGA